This is a messenger RNA of Paramecium sonneborni, 1850 nucleotides long. The record is from the annotation of a GenBank genome assembly. NCBI's taxonomy places the organism in Eukaryota, Ciliophora, Oligohymenophorea, Peniculida, Parameciidae.
AUGCAAAAGAAACAACUUUAGAUCAUAGGAUUUAAGUAUGUAUAAUAUAAUAAGCAAGUUAGUCACCCUAAAUGUCUUACUCAAAGUAAAUCUCCUAAAUAUCAAGUAAAACAUAUAUAACCUUAAAUGAUUAAAUAAAUCACUUAAUUGAUUAAAAGUUCAAAAGAUAGGCAUAGUGAAAGACAAUACAAACCUUUAUAGAAAUAAUAACCUAACUAAAUUAUUCAUCCUUAAACUACUUCAAGACCUAUAGAUAAUAGAGAUAUUUCAAUCACCUUUCAUUAAUUGUUACAAGAGUUUAGAAAUCAGAAUAAACAGAAUAAGGAAAAUUCAUUUAAUAAUAUUAAUAAGCCAUCUCAGAAAGUUAGAUAAAUAAGUUUUCCUAAUACAGUUCUACUUAGUAAUACAAACAGUAGAACACGUAUUAAAGACAGUAUGUAUUUGAAUUAAGUUGAUUGUAAUGAGAAAUUAACUUAGAAAUUACUUUCUAUCCCUCAUACUUAAUAAAAUUAAAAUAAUUAUAAAUUAGAAUAUGGAGUAAUUGAAGAAAUGUGUCGUUGUUCUAAAGAAUAGUAAAAUUUAUUAAAUGAAAUGAAAGGUAAUUUAGAAAAUUAAGAAUCUCAUUUUAGAAAAAGUUCUCAAAGAUGUGUAUCUGCAGAUAUAUAAUUACUAUCUAAAAGUCCAAUUAAUAAUAAAUCAAGAUCUUCAUCUAUAGAUUAAAAAGAAUCCAGAUUUUUAGGUUCAACUUAGGCUAAUUCAAAUCCUAAAGAAUUAGAUUUGACUUGUGAUGAAAAUGAAAUAGUCAUUAAUAAUAUAAAUUUAGAAGAAAGAAUCAAAACAGAACCUGAUCCAUUAAUUCAAUAAGAGAGAGAUUAUUUAACAGAUCCAUAUUAUUUAACUGAGUAAAGUGAAAUUAAUCAACUUAUGAGAGCAAUUCUUUUAGAUUGGAUGAUGGAAGUUGCAAUGGAAUUUAGAUUAAAAAGAUAAACAUUUCAUUUAUCAAUAUUUUACUUAGAUUCAUUUUUAUCAAAAAAAUAAGCAAAUAAAUAAAACUUAUAACUAAUUGGUUUAACUAGUUUAUUAAUAGCAAAUAAAGUAGAAGAAAUCAUUCCAAUUGGAAUAAAACAAUUCGAAAUAGCUGCCAAUAAUGGAUAUACCAAAGAUGAAAUAUUAAAUAUGGAAUUAGAUAUUCUAUUUGUAAUCGUAUUUAUUUAUUUUAAGACUUUAAAAUGGCAUGUAAAUCCUCCUUCUUAUACUUAUUGGAUCAACUGGUUUACAGAUCAAUGGGAUAUUUAUGCUUAAAAUUAUGAUAUAAAUAUAUAAUUUAGAAAACCUAAUGAAGAAUCUUAUUAAUGUAAUUCUAUUUUAAUUAAAAGUAUUUAGAAAGCUUUGUUAAUUGGUAGAUUGUGCAUUAAUGGAUAUUUAAACUUUGUAAUAUAUGCCUAGAACUAUUGUUGCAUCAUUCAUGUAUUUGAUCAUAUCUUUUUAACUUAACGUUUAUAAUCAAGAUAUGCUUGAAAUAAUGUCUUAAACAUCAAUGUUUCUUUUAAAUAGUAUUAUUAUUCAAAUAUGUUUAGAGGAUAAUCAAUUUAAUGUUAUUUUUGGAUAAUUUGUAUAAACUACUUUUGGAUUUGCCUUACAAGAUAUCUUACCUGCUAUCCAAUAUGCUGUUGGUUUCUAUGAACUCAAAAUUAAUUAUGAAACUCCACCUGGAGUUGUACAUUUAUCAAAUACACCUUUAGAAGUAAUUCUUAAAAAAAUUAUUAUAGUCAAAUUAUGAAGAGUUUCUUUCAUUUUAAUGCUAUUCUAAAUCAUUACUUGAAUUUAUUAAAAAUAAAUCAAGAGAUUGA